Messenger RNA from Exophiala oligosperma, 1320 nucleotides. RefSeq names its product NAD(P)H:quinone oxidoreductase, type IV, variant. Bases 281 to 901 code for a protein of 206 amino acids. Gene Ontology annotation, molecular function: FMN binding; NAD(P)H dehydrogenase (quinone) activity. The transcript is spliced from 3 exons. NCBI's taxonomy places the organism in Eukaryota, Fungi, Ascomycota, Eurotiomycetes, Chaetothyriales, Herpotrichiellaceae. The record is from RefSeq and is a predicted model, not a curated record.
UCUGUCCCUCUCGGACUAAUGCAAUCAAUAAUACCUAAUAUUUUGUGGUACAUGCGUUUGCCAUUUUCGAUUCGACUUCCCUGUAGCUAACAUACUUGUUUGGUUCCUUGUCUUCGUCGUGACCCCCUCCCCAUACUUAAACCCUCGACACAUCCUACAAUCUUGAUCCUGAAUCUUUUUCCCUACUUCUCUCUCCAGCACGGUCUCUCUUCCUCAACUACGACUCAUUCAAGAACUCUUCAUAACCACUAACUCACAUCUCAAUACACAUUCAUCAAUCAUGGCUCCCAAGGUCGCUAUCGUCUAUUACUCCAUGUACGGCCAUAUUGCCCAAUUGGCCCAGGCAGAGAAGAAGGGUAUUGAAGCAGCAGGCGGUACUGCUGAUCUCUACCAAAUCGAAGAGACCCUCCCUCAAGAAGUGUUGGGCAAGAUGCACGCCCCCGCGCAAGACACCUCGAUCCCCUUCAUCACCCCGGACAUCCUCAAGACCUACGAUGCGUUCCUGUUCGGGAUCCCCACCCGUUACGGCACCUACUCGGCCCAGUGGAAGACCUUCAUCGACAAGCUCGGCCAGCUGUGGAUGACGGGUGCGCUGUACGGCAAGUACUUUGGCCUCUUCGUCAGCACCGCGACCGCCGGUGGAGGCCAGGAAUCCACCUGCAUCAAUGCCCUUUCUUCCUGGGUUCACCAGGGCAUGAUCUACGUCCCCCUCGGUUACGCCACCACCUUCCAGAUCCAGAGCGCCCUGGACGAGGUCCGAGGUGGUUCCCCCUGGGGCGCAGGCACUUUUGCGUCCGGUGACGGUAGCCGCCAGCCCAGCGCCCGCGAGAUCGAACUGGCCACCGCCCAGGGUAAAGGGUUCUGGGACCACGUCAGCAAGGUCAGCUUCGGUGCGGCGUGACUAGAUGGCAGCGCCAACGGAGAGAAAAAGGAGGAGACCGCGGCUGCCCCAGCAGCAGGGACAGGAACCGCGACGGCAGCCGCAGAAGGGAAGAAGGAGACUCGCGCCCAGAACAACACAAACACAAACCCCGACACCGACGAUAAGCCAGAGAGUGGUCCUUGUGGGUUGCCCAAGAACUGCGUCAUUCUGUAAACCACACACGCACGGCCCAAAGGAACGGGAAGGUGAGAGACGAGGGAGAUGCCCGAUAGAAUGUAGAUGUUGAGCGUAGAAAAAAAGAGGUCCACAUGUCAAAAAGAUACUUCAAGACACUCAGCAGUGGUGAUUUAAAAGAGAACCAACCCAUAUGUAAUGUACGUAGAACAAAGUUCACAUAUAAUAUUUCUACCACAUCGGAUGUCAUUCGGUAUGCAAAC